CGCGUUCAGUUGUACAUUGUUCGUCCCUGACUCCCUGUUAUCAUUGAUCAGUCAAUCAACCUCCCUCCACUCCCGUCCCGACUACCUACCUACGUGAGCGAGCCACGAGAUGCUCCAUAGUAUUCGUCUCCCCUAACUAAUUCAUUUGUUCCUGACCUUAUCAAUAUCCGAAAUAUUCCUUUAUUCCUUAUCCUACCUUACCUUAGCCACGUGUGCUACGUUGGGUACUCUUCUUACAUCAGGAGUUUCCUAUCUCUCUCUUUCUGUCCUCCCCCAUUAUCAUCCAGCAAUUGGGUCAGCAUCAUCCUCACUGGCCAAAUGUUAACUUUAUCUUCAUAGAAGCGCGUCCCCUCAUCUUCAAACUACCUUAGAUCAUACUCAGUCACUCGACUAUCAUUUAAUUAGCCUUAUUUAUUUUGUUUUUGUCGUCAAGAUGCAUCAAGACCAGCAACAAAGCCUUUUUCAGGCCCGUAUUAUCGCCAGCAUUGCAGCUACUAUCUUAUCCCUGGCUUGUGGUACCAAUUAUGUCUACUCAGCUUGGGCUCCGCAAUUCGCAGAACGACUCAAGCUGUCGUCUACAGAGAGUAACCUGAUCGGCCUGGCUGGCAACCUGGGAAUGUACACCUUGGGAAUGCCCAUCGGCAUAUUCGUUGACCAUCGUGGUCCUCGACCUGCUGUUCUUGGUGGAGCUAUAUUUAUGCUCUUUGGCUACUUUCCACUACAUCAAGCCUACCAUCGUGGAUCAGGAUCAGUCAUGUUGAUGUGUCUCUUCUCUUAUAUGACCGGCUUAGGUGGUUGUAUGGCAUUCGCUGCUGCUGUCAAGACGUCUGCUCUCAACUGGCCCAACCAUCGGGGAACCGCCACAGCCUUUCCUCUGGCCGCCUUUGGUCUAAGCGCCUUCUUUUUCUCCUUCGUUGGCGCAGUCUUCUUCCCUGGAGACCCCAGUGCUUUCCUUGAGCUUCUCGCUUGGGGCACUUUUGGCCUUACUUUUGGCAGCUUCUUCUUCCUCAAGGUCCAUCACGAACAAGCCGAGUAUGAGGCUGUACCUGCUUCGGACGAAACCCCAAGUAUUCCUUCUACCGACCCCCAGCAACUCCGAGCAGGCUCUUCCGACGAACCAAAGCCCUACCGCUCGUCUCGAGCGGAGGACGAACCCGGUAUGUUGACUAAUUCCAGUAGUAAUAGCACCUACACCAGCACCAGCACCAACACCAACACAAUUACGAGCUCCCACGCACCCGCUGUAGCAUCCUCAUCAACCGCCCCCGCCGACGCCCCAGAUCGGACGGGCUCUCAUGGAAUAUCAUUUGCGCCUGAAUUUGGCCUUGUGGUCGCCCCCGAGAAUCCCGAAGACCUCGAGGUUGGCGAGACGUCCCCCCUGAUAUCUCGACCUGGACAGCCCCCUCUUGAAAACAGUGAUAUUAAUAGCGGUGGACCUCAUCAUGUAGACAUCCGGGGUCUUGCUCUCGUGCGCAGUGUCAGUUUUUGGCACCUUUUUGUCAUCAUGGCUAUUUUGGCUGGUGUUGGUCUCAUGACCAUCAACAACAUCGGCAACGACGCCAAGGCUCUUUGGAAACACUAUGACAAAAAUGUCACUGACGAAUUUCUCGUUCAUCGGCAACAAAUGCAUGUAUCGACUCUUUCUAUUUGCAGUUUCUUGGGUAGACUAUUGAGUGGUGAGUCGCAUUAGUAAACCCAGGCUUGUUUCCCCAGUUCUAAUCAUAGUCUUUAGGCGUGGGUUCGGACUUUUUGGUGAACAAGCUUCACGCCAGCAGGCUCUGGUGUCUUGUCGUCGCUUGCGCAGUCUUCAUCUUCGCUCAAGUGUGUGCAUUGAAUAUUGAGAACCCACAACUCCUCGGGCUGGUUUCGGGUCCAUCAGGACUCGCCUAUGGCUUCCUAUUCGGCGUAUCUCCUUCUCUUGUCGCCGAAAUGUUUGGCGUUCGGGGAUUAAGCCAAAACUGGGGCUUCUUGACCAUGGCUCCCGUCAUUUCGUCCAACAUUUUUAAUAUCUUUUAUGGCAAAAUCUAUGACCAGCAUAGUGUUGUUGGACCAGACGGUGAGCGUUUCUGCUCAGUUGGACUCGAAUGCUAUCGCUCAGCUUACUGGGUUACCCUCAUCUCCUGCUGCGCGGGAACGGGUAUCACUCUUUGGGCGAUCCGUCACCGACAUAAUAAAUAUCUCAGAGCAAUGGAUAAGGGCGACGAAGAGGAUUAGGAGUGCUCAAUUGUGGCACAUGCUGAAGUUCGUGUCUUUUGCCUCAUCCUGGUGGCAUUCCACUAGAUGGUACCUGGAGCUUCAACGGCGUUUAGGAAGGAAUUCUCCUGAACGUAGGAUUACAAUCGGGACAUUAGACGAGAAGAUAGACUGGCGUUUCACUUUCACAAUUAGGCAAUAACAUGAAGAUUAACAUGGACAAAGUCUCAUUGGAGAUUUAGAUGCAAAUCAAAGUUUACUGUUUGAUGAUUGAUGAUGCCUCGUUCACAUAUCCAAGGUCUUAUUUCACAAUCAUCAAAACGAGGCUUGACAUUAGAAUUAAUCCACCAUCAUGUCAUUUCUAAGAAUGGCAACGUUUGAACAAGAACCAAAGCCAAAAUAGGCAAAGGUGACUGACACCCUGCAAAUGAAGCCAGGCUCUUCCAACCUUCCCUGUAUUGUGCCAUCUACCCAUAAAACGCCGAACAAAUGCUCAUGUCGUGGACUGGUGCCGACAGGAGGCGUACAACGCUGUCUAUCAGCAGAUGCUCAGCAGACGUUGAUUCCAGAACCAUGCAAAAUAAAUAGGUAUUACCGGGCAAGCCCGCGCUGCAAACCAACCAGGAAGAAUAAUAAUUCGUGAGAACAGAAAACAAAGUAGGUAGUGUAUGGUUCGCGAAAUGGUCGUGCCUUGUUGAAGUAAUGACAAUCCUAUGUGAUGAUACGCACGAAAGCGUGGCAACAGGAGACAUUAUGAUCCACGAUAUGAUCGUGGUCGUACGAGUCCUUCAUAAAGAAGCCUUAGACUUUUUGUGUUCCUCUGUUGGGCUACUUUCAAAAAUCGCGCCGAGACCGCUUAGGGAGAAGGGGUCCUUAGUAGAAUGCAACACGACCAGCCAAGCAGCAAUGAUGUUCACCAAGUAGUGAAGCAUAUACGCGUGAGAGAUCCCGUACAUGGCGGCGUAAAGCGCAGUCGCGAAAAGAAGCAGGCUCGUUACAUAACCAAAAAGUCUACCAACUUGGGGCACCAUCUUGCCUGUUGUCAGAUUCUCCACGAGAAGGAUGAAGGGCAUUAUUGAAAGAACAUUAUGGUGUGAAGAAAAUGGCGUGAGCCAAUGAACAGCCAAGUUGCGAAUCCAUACUGCUAGGAUGGGUAGAUUGAUUGGGAGAAUCCACAGCAUUAGGAGCAGGACAGAGUGUGCAUAGUGGUAGUAAUUCGAGUUUGCAUCCGAAGGGGCAGUUUCAUUGAUACGAAGAGCUCGUAUCACCGUGAAAAGCUGCACCAAGCAUGCCACCAGAUAGGCAAAUUGGUAGGGAAUGAAUGUCCAGACCAGGAACAACAGAAUGGCUGUAGUGAUCAUACGCCUCUUGGGAGUUGACGGGACGAAUGCAGGUGUUCUCGCUACACCAUCAUCUUCAGCUCCGCUUGAGAGGGGGAGUAGGGUUAGUGCCCAAUAAAGGAAGCCAAGGACAUGCGUGAAGGCUUUGGUCAUGUAGUGAACCAUGGCACAAACUCCAAUGCAAACGACACCAAUCAGGGGGACAAGAAACCAGAAGAAGGGAUCGUCCGUCCCAAUAAGAAUGUCGUGGCGAUGAAAGUCAAUGGAUAAGGGUGCAGCAGGCGCUUGGUACCACCAUCUGCCGAGCCAGGUAGCUGGAACUCCUUCCAUUGACAUCGACAAGAGCGUCAGAGAUACAAGCAGUAGCGGUAUCGACUGGCGAAGACACAAAUCCAGACUCUGUGAGAAUGAGAUGAAAACCCCUGAGCUGUCGUAAACGCGGAACUGCUUGCGCAAAACGAGAGCAACCGUUAACAUAGGGAAAGCGGCAAAGACAGUUCGGUACCUCAUGUAGAGCUUGCCGAGGCUGCCCCAGAAAUCAGGCUUGAUCUGAAGGUGAAUACUUGAGCCGCAUGAAGGAUCUGUCCAAACUUGGAACGUAACCCCCUUUUCAGCCCCAGAUCCCAGCGAGGGGGGAAGAUAGGGAGCCACGCCAUGCAAACUGACAUCGACAGAUUGAGCGUUCACAAAAUACUUGGACUCGUAUGGCUGAUCAAGAUAUUGUCGGACCAAAGGGCUGAAGAGGACCUUUUCAGCUUGGCAAUGGGGACUUGUGAUUUCCAGCUUGUAGGCAAGAAGAGCUGACUGCAACGAGGCGAUGUUGACCUCUGUGGUCAGAGGCCGGUUUGCAGGCAGGUCCACGGUGAUUCCAGAUAAAAGUAAUUUCGCUAGACUAGCGUCUUCUUUCUUCGAAAACGCAGACUGAUCGCUGAACUCUGCAAUCAAGAAACUGCGCGUGCUUGAAACAGACUUCUCUAUAAUAGCCACAAAUUGGUGAUCGGGUAGCUGGUCGAGAUCAUAUUGAAGGUAUGAGAAAGGGACAAUUUCUCGCUCUCGGUCGAGGUAGAAAGGAUAUCUAGACGAGGAUGUGGAUGCAGGCAGCAGAAUACGGUCUGAUGCAGCGUUCUUACAAGCAAGCCUUGUCGAGCCGCUAUCAUCGGUCGAGAGAUCAAUUUGGAAUGGAUACAGCGAUGUGGCUUGCCCAGACUGGAAGGGAAAUACGCUGCAGAACAAGACUUCCACCUUGCCAUUUUCACCAGCUUCGUCUAAAGAAGCAUCCGUAAGAACGGUGAACCGUUUGACCUCGGGAGAUCCUUGAGGUGGGAUGGGAAGCAGAUGGGCUCGAGGCUUCGGCUGCUGGCCGAUUUGACUAAGGACGAGCCGCUGUCCUGCUGGAAGAAUCGAGUUUGAGUCGUCGCUCAAUGUCAGAAGAGUGGUGGCUUCUUUCAGUGGCAAGUCCUUUUCCAUAGUUGGCUCCAUUCCUGUCAAGAAUCGCUUUUUGAAGGUCUUCAUUCGAUCAGCUCGCGGCUUGGUUUGCGAUCCUCGAUGAACAUUGACAAUAUCAUAGAGAGUCUUGGUGAUGACUUUCCGAAACUGGUCACACCAAAGAAUAGCCUGGUGGUCCAUACUUGUCCAGACAGUCGGUAUACCGGUUGUGAAGACAGUGAAACCAUGUGUCGGAGGAACCAGAGACUCGAGACUUGCAUAAUCUGAUGGAACCACCGUGUCUAACCCACCACCGGCGAUCGAAACCAGAGUAACAUGCCACAGAGGGUUGUUGUUCGCCCAUUUUUGCGAAUAAGCCUGACGCCAAUAAUCGUUGAUCUCAUCGUAAAUUUGAACUAUUUGCCCGUCAAAAGUGACAGGGGGGCGAGCAUGCGGUGCCGACAUUGUGAUAAUGGUGUUGAUCGAAUUCGUUUGGUAAUUAGGUUGAACAAGCAUAGCUCUUGCGACCACUCCGCCCAUAGAGUGUCCCAAAACAAUAACUGAUGUCGGAUCAGGGAGAUGGCCCUCUCGAGUUGCGCGUUGGGGGUCAGAGUAAAGCGACAGGAUGUAGCGAACAGCUUCAUUGAGAUAUUCGGCUUGGUCGAGUAGCGUCUGGCCAUGAAAUGCUGUGAUAUCCUCGUUGAAAUCCACGGUAAAGAAGUCUAGACUCCGGAUACCAGCAUCAAGAGCGCCACGAUCGUGCUGAAGGUUAUUGUGAAAGUAAUUU
Messenger RNA from Fusarium odoratissimum NRRL 54006, 5745 nucleotides. RefSeq lists its product as uncharacterized. Gene Ontology annotation, molecular function: transmembrane transporter activity. Gene Ontology annotation, biological process: transmembrane transport. The transcript has 3 exons. Lineage: Eukaryota; Fungi; Ascomycota; Sordariomycetes; Hypocreales; Nectriaceae. Bases 434 to 1690 code for a protein of 418 amino acids. The record is from RefSeq and is a predicted model, not a curated record. Gene Ontology annotation, cellular component: membrane.